AUGAAUAGAUAUAAAUAUGCUUUAGGUUUAGUGUGUAUAAUGUUGCAGUUUCUGGAUCAGGCUGACUGCCAAAGGCAACAAAGACAGCAAAAACCGCCUGCAUCUCAGCAACCAGCUUCCAAGCCAGAAACGCCUCAGAAAGCUCAAUCUAUACGAGAUCUCUUCAACACGACUUCAUGUCUGGAACCACCGUUCACAUGUCCUCAUCCUCGAAUUCAGAUGUAUCUUUACACAAGGUCCACCCAGCAAGAACCAGAAUUCAUCAACGUUUUAGAUAAAAAUUCACUUACCAACUCACAUUUCAAUCCUACACACCCUGUCAAGAUUGUUAUCCACGGUUUUGGCGGUGGCAGAAAUCUUUCUCCCAGCACAGAUAUGCGAAAUGCAUAUUUCAAACACUGCCAAAGACAACAAAGACAGCAAAAGCCCGCCUGCAUCCCAGCAACCAGCUCCAAGCCAGAAACGCCUCAAAAAGCGCAAUCCAUACGAGAUCUCUUCAACACGACUUCAUGUCUGGAACCACCGUUCACAUGUCCUCAUCCUCGAAUUCAGAUGUACCUUUACACAAGAUCCACCCAACAGGAACCAGAAUUCAUCAAUGUUUUAGACAAAAGUUCACUUACCAACUCACAUUUCAAUCCAACUCACCCUGUCAAGAUUGUGAUCCACGGUUUUGGCGGUGGCAGAAAUCUUUCUCCCAGCACUGAUAUGCGAAAUGCAUAUUUCAAACGUGGAGAAUACAACAUUUUUAUUGUAGACUAUGGUAGUGCCGUAGUUGAGCCCUGUUUAAGUCAAAUGGCCUGGGCACCCAGAUUCGCCAGUCAAUGUAUCGCCCAACUAGUCAAGUAUCUUCAAUACCACCCUAAUGGUGUUCAGCCCGACAGAUUGCAUUUAAUAGGUUAUAGUGUUGGUGCGCAUAUUGCGGGAUUGGUGCCAAAUCAUAUGAAUAAAGGAAAACUAGGGCGCAUCACAGGUCUAGAUCCAACAAUUAUUUUUUACAUGGGUAACAACAGAUCUCUGGAUUUGGAUCCAACCGAUGCCAAUUUUGUAGAUGUCAUUCACACUGGCGCCGGUAUUCUAGGACAAUGGGGUCCAACAGGUCAUGCGGAUUUUUAUGUUAAUGGGGGAUCUAGUCAACCGGGAUGUGCCAGCACGACACUUUUUAAGACAUUAUCGUGCGACCACACAAAAGUAACACCUUAUUUCAUCGAAAGCAUCAACAGUCCGAAAGGCUUCUGGGCCGGGCCUUGUGCCAAUCUGAUCUCUUAUCUAAUCGGAUGGUGCGAACCGAAGGAUGAUGAAUAUGUCCUAAUGGGAGAACACAUAUCACAUAAAGCACGAGGAAUCUAUUAUGUGACAACCAACGCAAAACCUCCAUAUGCCAAAGGAUUUCCAGGAAAAGGACGCCAUAGAAGGGCGCAAUCUCUUCGAGGAGGAUUAGCUUUUACAUCACGAACUCGUACUGUAUAAGCAAGUAAUUUUAUCGUAUAUUGUAUUAGUACCUGGAAAAUAGUUCUCAGUUCUAUUAGUAGAAUAGUUAGGCAAAUUGAAAAUAGUUUUGAAAGAAGUGAGAAUUAGAACAAUGCUGAAACCGCAGCAGAUAUUUGC
This is a messenger RNA of Ctenocephalides felis (cat flea), 1608 nucleotides long. RefSeq names its product phospholipase A1 member A-like. The record is from RefSeq and is a predicted model, not a curated record. The transcript is spliced from 9 exons. Gene Ontology annotation, molecular function: carboxylic ester hydrolase activity; lipase activity. Gene Ontology annotation, biological process: lipid metabolic process. Bases 1 to 1470 code for a protein of 489 amino acids. Lineage: Eukaryota; Metazoa; Arthropoda; Insecta; Siphonaptera; Pulicidae.